CAACUGCUGAAUAAAAAGCUCUGCCUGUUAAAGCAAGACUUGUUUUUCAUCAUGGGCUAUGCAAGUGUCCUAAUCCUGCUGUGCUUUCCAGCCUUGCUUGGAGCUCAUUUUGUGAUAACGGAGAUUGAGGCUUUGAAUCAACAGCCAAGUGUUCGAUCUCCACAGAAAAGAAGCACCCAUGAUGUGAGUGCCUUUGAUGUUGAGGUCUACAGUGUGAAGGUGGACUGUAAGGUCACCUCCAGGUUUGCCCACAAUGUAAUGAGCAGUCGUGCUGUUAACCGAGCCAAUGUGUCUAAAGAGGCAAAUUUCAAAGUGGAGCUGCCAAAAACUGCUUUUAUUACCAACUUCAGCAUGACAAUCGAUGAAGUGGUUUACGUCGGAGUCGUCAAGGAAAAAGAGGUGGCCCAGAAGCAGUAUGAGAAGGCCGUUUCGAAAGGUCAAACUGCAGGACUGGUCAAGGCCUCAGGCACGAAGAUGGAGCAGUUUACAGUUUCUGUGAAUGUUGCUGCUUUUAGUAAAGUCACCUUUGAGUUGACUUACGAGGAGCUGCUGAAACGCCACAAGGGACAUUAUGAAAUGCUCAUCCGGGUCAAACCCAACCAGGUGGUUAAUCAUUUUGAGAUUAAUGUGGACAUCUAUGAACCCCAAGGCAUCCACUUCCUUGACGCUCAUGGCACCUUCAUAACGAAUGACUUGUUACCGCUGGUUCAGAAGACCGUCACUGGAAACAAGGGUCAUAUUUUCUUCUCGCCAACCAUGGAGGAACAGAGGAGCUGUCCUUUCUGUGACACCACUCUCAUUGAUGGAGACUUCAUUAUAAAAUAUGACGUGAACCGGGAGCAGUCAGCUGGGAGCAUUCAGAUCGUUAAUGGAUAUUUUGUUCACUUCUUUGCUCCAAUUAAUCUGCCCCAAAUAUCUAAGGAUGUCGUGUUUGUGGUUGACGAGAGUGGUUCCAUGUGGGGAAACAAGAUAAGGCAGACCAAAGAAGCCCUCCUUGUCAUUAUGGAUGAUGUCCAUGGAGAGGACUACUUUAAUAUCAUAAUGUUUGAUCACGACAUUCGGCCCUGGAAAAAGACCCUCGUCAAAGCUACAUCUGAAAACAUCCAGGAAGCCAAAGAGACUAUCAAGAAGAUAGAACCCAGAGGGAGCACUGACAUCAAUGAGGCAAUCUUAGAUGCUGUAAACAUCCUGAAGGACAGCAGGAAAAUGCAACAGCUUCCAGAAAACAGUGUCUCUAUGAUCAUCCUGUUGACUGAUGGCGACCCCACGUCAGGAGAAGUCAACAAGAAUAAAAUCCAAGAGAAUAUAAAGAACGCCAUUGCUGGGGAGAUAAACUUGUACUGCCUUGGGUUUGGAGAAUAUCUUGAUUUUAAUUUCCUUGAAAAACUGGCCCUAGAAAACUCUGGCGUUGCUAGAAGAAUUUAUGAAAAAUCAGAUGCAUCCUUGCAGAUUCAGGGUUUCUAUGAUGAAGUUGCCAGUCCGCUGCUUUCCAAAAUUCAAAUGCAGUAUCCUGAAAAUGCUAUCACUGACCUGACUGAGAACACUUUCAGGCAGUACUACAACGGUUCAGAGAUUAUCGUAGCAGGUCACAUUACCGACAACGACCUGCAAGACUUUUCUGUGGAUGUCAGUGCUUCAGGGAUAUUAGGAAAACAAAAUUUGAAGCUUGAAACCAAAAUAGCCGAGAAUGAAGAGGCCUUCAAAAGCCAGCAAUAUAUAUUUGGAGAGUACACGGAGCGACUCUGGGCCUACCUUACCAUCGAGCAACUCCUGGAGAAGCGGACAUCUGGAUCUGAAGAAGAGAAGAACAGUACCACAAGCAAAGCCCUGCAGCUCUCCCUGCAGUACAAUUUUGUCACCCCUCUGACAUCCAUGGUUGUGACCAAACCCAGUGAGGAGGACAGUGUUAUGAUAGCCAGAAAGCCCAAUGGGGAAGCUUUGGAAGAAGUGCAGACGGUUCAUCACGAUGUUGGUUAUAGCUUUGGACAUUCUGUAAAAUAUGUUGAUGGAGAUCCUCAUUUCAUGAUUCCAGUGCCUGCAAAAAAUGACAAUAUCUGUUUCAACAUUGAUGAGAAGCCUGGAGUUAUAUUCAAUCUCGUGAAAGAUCCUGUUACAGGUAUUGUGGUGAACGCAGAGACAAUUGGUGAUAAGAAGGUCAUACCUGGCAAAAAGCAACACACAUAUUUUGGGAAAAUUGCACUUCUGAACAACAAGUUGGACGUUAAGAUAGAAGUGUCAACACAAAUUAUUAAAGUUUAUUAUGGUGAGAAAUACACGUACUUCACCUGGACACAAGUGGCGUCACUCAAACAAAAAAGCUUUGAUGUUAUCACAGACAAAGACAAAACUCUAAGGGUGGUUUUUGAAGGAAUGGCCCAGUUUGUCAUCUUGCUCCAUCGUGUUUGGAAACUCCAUCCUCUUCAGCAGGACUAUCUUGGUUUCUACAUCAUAGAUGAUCAUCAGCUAUCCAAACAGACCCAUGGCCUUCUAGGACAAUUUUACAGUGGCGUAGACUUUGAAGUGAUUGAAAUUCAUGAAGGUGAAAAUUCAGACAAACCAGACGCAUCAAUGCUGAUUAAAGGCAAAGUGCUGACAGUGACCAGGGGUUGGCAGAAGGAAUACAGGAAGGACAUCAAACAUGGAGAAGACAUUCCCUGCUGGUUCAUACACAAAAAUGGCACUGGGUUUAUUGAUGGGGUUCCUCGUGACUAUAUUGUAUCGGGAAUAUUUGAAUCCAAGUAAUUUACCAAGUGAAUACUGGAAACAUAAUUAUGUGUGAAAACAAAUUGUUAAAGUUUAUUAGUAUCUUAGACACGCUUCACCUGGACCCAGAAAUGUGAUUCACAGGAAAAUGUUACUGACAUGGCAGUUGAUUCUUAUUCAGUAUGUCACCAAAAGCUCAAUCUAUGGAAAAAAGACUUUUCUCCAAAUACAAAAUGAAAUCUCACAAUUACUAAAA
This is a messenger RNA of Polypterus senegalus (gray bichir), 2959 nucleotides long. RefSeq names its product inter-alpha-trypsin inhibitor heavy chain H3-like. Lineage: Eukaryota; Metazoa; Chordata; Cladistia; Polypteriformes; Polypteridae. Gene Ontology annotation, molecular function: serine-type endopeptidase inhibitor activity. The transcript is spliced from 22 exons. Bases 52 to 2742 code for a protein of 896 amino acids. The record is from RefSeq and is a predicted model, not a curated record. Gene Ontology annotation, biological process: hyaluronan metabolic process.